Molecule: messenger RNA, 1031 nt
Organism: Pezoporus flaviventris
Lineage: Eukaryota; Metazoa; Chordata; Aves; Psittaciformes; Psittacidae
Product: transmembrane ascorbate-dependent reductase CYB561
Exons: 7
Coding region: 229-990 (253 amino acids)
Cellular component (GO): lysosomal membrane
Molecular function (GO): oxidoreductase activity
Source: RefSeq, a predicted model, not a curated record
CCUGCCUCAGACACUGUCACGCUGGGCCCGGCUCAGGCAGCGCCUCCUGGCACCCACAGCUCCCCCCAGUCCUGGCAGCACCGUGGGUCCGGCUGCCGGGUGCUCCUCCCCAGGGGCAGCCGCAGUGGGGCUGUGGCAGAGGUGGGACAUUGGCCCUGGUUGAAGCAGAAGCAGGAGAAGUGGCAGUGCUGAUCCCCAGGGAUUACCCAGAACGAAGCAGGACGUGGCAUGGACGGGGCCGCGGCGCCCGCCCGCCCCGCGGGGCUCUGCGCCUUCGUGGCGGUGUCGCAGGCGCUGGGGCUGGCGCUGCUGCUCACCACGGGGGCCUGGCUCGGGCGGUACCGCGGCGGCCUGGGCUGGCAGAGCGCCCUGCAGCUGAACGUGCACCCGCUCUGCAUGGUGCUGGGCUUGGUCUUCCUCCAGGGUGACGCUCUCCUCGUGUACCGCGUGUUCAGGAACGAACCCAAGCGAUCCACCAAGGCGCUGCACGCACUGCUCCAUGGCUUGGCGCUGCUCAUCGCCCUCGUCGGCAUCAUCGCAGUGUUCGAGUCCCACCGGGCCAAGGGCAUCCCCAACAUGUACAGCCUGCACAGCUGGUGCGGGAUGGCCACCUUCGUGCUCUACCUCCUGCAGUGGCUCCUGGGCUGUGGUUUCUUCCUGCUCCCCGGUGCCUCCUUCUCGCUGCGGGGCCGCUACAAGCCUCAGCACAUCUUCAUCGGCAUCGCCCUCUUUGCCCUCUCCAUCACCUCCUGCUUGCUGGGCAUCACCGAGAUGCUCCUCUUCAACAUCAGGGACUCCUACAGCCGCUUUGUGCCCGAGGGCGUCCUGGCCAACACCCUGGGGGUGCUGCUGGUGGCCUUCGGGCUCGUGGUGGGCUACGUCUUGACACGGGAUGAGUGGAAGCGCCCGCCCCUUGCCGAGGAAUUGGCCCUCUCCAUGGACUUCAAGACCCUGACGGAGGGGGAGAGCCCCGGUGGUGGCAGCCAGUGAUGCCCCUGGCUCCUACGGGAUGUUUCCCAUGUGCCCUGGGG